Molecule: messenger RNA, 1508 nt
Organism: Durio zibethinus
Lineage: Eukaryota; Viridiplantae; Streptophyta; Magnoliopsida; Malvales; Malvaceae
Source: RefSeq, a predicted model, not a curated record
GCGAUUUUACGUUGACUCUGAGCUCUCUAACGUUUCACGCGCCCACACACUCCGAGCGGGGAAAGGAAAUAGAAGGGAUUACCGGCCGAUAUCGCGUCGGACCUGUAAAGCUCCGGCCAAAUCCGAGCUCUACUCAAUCGUCUAAACACUCUGAAUCUGAAUUCAGCUGAUUUUAAUGAGAUUGAAACCAAAAGAAAAGUUUUAACUGAUAUUGGACUUUUAGGUGUCAGGGGAAGGAUCUUAACGGGGCUGUUUACAAGGCUAGAGAUCUAAGAACUUCAGAGCUUGCUGCGAAUAAGCGAAUAAAGUUAUAUCUUUAUGCGAAGGAGUGUGUAUGAUUUUCUUGUUUGUAUUUGAUAUAGUCGAUUGCGUAGGCUGGAUGAAUACUGGGAAUGGUCUAUUAGGUCUAUUAAGUUUGUUUAUUUGUAGGAAGGGGGGUAUGAAGAAAUUUGUGGUGAGAUGGAGAUGUUGCUGCAGUCAUCCAAAUAGUGUUCGGUGUUUCGGGAACUACCAAGGGGAAGAAUAUGUGUGGGUUGGUGCAAUAAGCAAUUUUCUCCAAACUUUUGUUUCAGGAUAGUUUGAGUUGAUUUCAGUUUCUAGGUUGCAUUGGUUUACAGUAAUGGAAUACUGCAGAAGUGGAAGUGUUACCUGAUUUGAUGAAUGUCACAGAGGAGCCUUUAGAGGAGGAUCGGAUAGCAUAUAUCUGUCGGGAAGCUUUAAAGGGCCUUGACUAUUUGCACUCAAUUUUCAAUGUUCAUGGAGAUACUACGGGUGGUAAUAUCUUGUUAACUGAACAGGGAGAGGUGAAGUUGGGUGAUUUUGGGGUAGCAAUGCAGCUUACAAGGACCAUGUCAAAGCUCAAUACAAUGAAACAGCUGAAGAUGAUGAGGGAACCACUGAUGGGUGGGAAGAAGAGGAUGAAGUCAUCAAACCUUCAUCAUCAAAUGCAAGGGGAUGGUGGUGGAGUUGUAUUGCAUGGUGUUCCUUGGGGUGAAUCUGCCCUCUAUAUUGCCCAUGGUGUCCUAAAACUGUUUAAUGAUGACAUUAAACAUUAUGCUUUCAAGACUACACCUUGUGGAUACCUCUAUGUCAGACUAGACAAAUUGUCAAACGAUAUGGAGGAGCUGGAGAGCUAUAAUCAAGAAUACGAGAAAAGAUUUAGAUGAAGCUGGAGAAUGGAGAGAAAUACCUGAUGAUUUGGCUCUUGAGGUAAUAUGUGGCUAGUUCUUACAUGCUGAGGCUCUGAUUUGGCUCUCUACACUUGGCACUGAAGUUUGCCACGAUCCUCCAUAUAUGUUUGUCACCUAAAAAUGAUAUUUUUCUUUUGAAGAUAUCAUCUCCUGGUGCAGAGAGAAUACUAAAGGUGCCAGAUGAUUUAGAUCAGUUCAAUGUUAUUGCUGUGAGAGUUUGUUAUAUUGGAAGAUGCAGAGUCUAAUUGUGCUGAAAAGAGUGCAAUCUUCUUACUAGAUUCCAUUGAGCAAGAUAAUUGUGUCUGUGAGUUGGCGGAU